UUGACGUUAGCUAAAGACUUUAGUUUUUGUAUCUGCUUAGUUAACACUGAUUAUGUUGUGUUGCAGAGCAUUUAGCUUAGCAUUAAGAUUAAGCUAUUAUCCAAAGUAAUGGGCAUGUUUAUAUGGGUAUUUUAGAAGACCAGCUUAUAUCGAAGUACCAACAUUACGUUUGUGUAAGCAAAAGCUAGCUUUCUUAAGAUAUCACCGUCCUCUUAGCUAGUUUUUAUUGCAAAGCCCUAAUGCUAACUGUGAGAUAGCUUAAUAUGUAUUCUUUCAGUCACAGUGCCGACGUGUAUGCUUUAUGUGUCACCCUGAACGCUUUUCAGUGCUGCUGUGCACUGUCAUUGCUACCUGGUUUUCAACGUAGUCAAGCCAACUGUCAGUUAUUGAAAUUCAUCGCCUCGAUAUUUCAUUUUGAAAUUUGAGAUCAGCUUGGAGAUUAAGGCUGCUUUCUCGGUAAAGUUACAGCCUGUGGUGCAUGGUUCCCUGUCACGGGAUAGGAGUAACGUUAAGGCUGUAAGGGGCUUAGCCCUCCCUGUGUGACUCUGAAUUCAGAGCCAGGCUGAACCGUAGCCACGGGUCAUGAGCCCGCUGCAGUAAACAGAGAUGUGUGUGUGUGGCAGAUAUGCUUUAUCGGGCAGCACCACCAGUAGAAGCAGGACUCCUCAGUCAGUGAAGUUAUGACCUCCCUUCACAGUUUCACACCACUGUCAACAAGAAGGUGGUGCAAUGGGGCCUCCCUGCCGUUGAUUUCCAUGUCUUGUAUGUAAGAGUUUCCAAGCAGGAUCAUCAGGACUGCUCAUUGUCCAUUACUGAUUAUCUGUGACUGUUCCGGGCCGGACGUUCUUGUCAGGUGACCCACACUCCUUCACAGGGGCCAUGGAGGAGGAGGGGCAGCACAGCUUGGAGUGCAUCCAGGCCAAUCAGAUCUUCCCCAAGAAGUCCCCCAUCCUGGAGGAGGAGAACAUGCAGGUGCCCUUUCCUGAACUGCACGGGGAGUUCACAGAAUAUGUGGGGAGAGCAGAGGAUGCCAUCACUGCUGUGUCCAACUACCGCCUACACAUCAAGUUCAAAGAGUCCGUUGUCAAUGUCCCUCUUCAGCUCAUAGAGAGCGUAGAGUGUCGGGAUAUGUUCCAGCUUCAUGUCACCUGUAAGGACUGCAAAGUUGUCAGGUGUCAGUUCUCCACCUUUGAGCAAUGUCAGGAAUGGUUGAAACGCCUGAAUGUGGCAGUGCGCCCUCCCUCUCGCCUGGAGGAUCUCUUCUCCUUUGCCUUCCACGCCUGGUGCAUGGAUGUGUACGCCGGAGAGAAGGAGCAGCACGGCGAGCUGUGCAGGCCAGGUGAACACGUGACCUCCUGGUUCAAGAACGAGGUGGAGAGAAUGGAGUUUGACACUCAAAAUGCUUGGAGAAUAUCAGACAUCAACAGCAAGUUCAGGCUUUGCCCCAGUUAUCCUCAGCAGCUCCUGGUGCCCGCCUGGAUCACUGACAAGGAGUUGGAAAAUGUGGCAGCCUUUCGCUCCUGGAAGAGGUUUCCUGCUGUGGUUUAUAGACACCUGAACACAGGGGCUGUGAUUGCCCGCUGUGGCCAGCCAGAGGUCAGCUGGUGGGGCUGGAGGAACGCUGAUGAUGAGCACUUGGUCCAGUCCAUUGCCAAAGCCUGCGCCGUGGACAGCAGCUCCUGCAAACACCUUCUCAAUGGAAGCUACACCAACGGCACAGACCUGCCUGAUACUGACUUUGAAUCAUCCAUGACAAACAGCUCAGAGGUGGAGACGUUAGCCACCCAGCCCCACAAGUUACUGAUUCUGGAUGCCAGGUCCUACGCCGCAGCCGUAGCUAACAGGGCCAAGGGUGGAGGCAGCGAGUGCCCAGAGUACUAUCCCAAUUGUGAGGUGGUGUUUAUGGGCAUGGCCAACAUCCACUCUAUCCGUAAGAGCUUCCAGUCUCUGCGUUUCCUCUGUACUCAGAUGCCUGAUCCAGCUAACUGGCUGUCUGCACUGGAGAGCACAAAAUGGCUGCAGCACCUCUCUCUGCUAUUGAAGGCAGCACUGCUGGUGGUCAAUGCUGUGGACAGGGACCACAGGCCCGUCCUGGUGCAUUGCUCUGAUGGUUGGGACCGCACACCUCAGAUCGUUGCUUUGUCCAAGCUGCUGCUUGACCCCUACUACCGCACUACUGAGGGCUUCCAGGUUUUGGUGGAAACUGAGUGGCUGGACUUUGGCCAUAAGUUUGCAGAUCGCUGCGGCCAUGGAGAAAACUCUGAAGAUUUGAAUGAGCGCUGUCCCGUCUUCCUGCAGUGGCUGGACUGUGUUCACCAACUGCAGAGGCAGUUCCCAUGCUCCUUUGAGUUUAAUGAGGCUUUUCUGGUAAAGCUGGUGCAGCACACCUACUCCUGUCUGUUUGGCACCUUCCUGUGUAACAGUGGCAAAGAGAGGAAGGACCGCCAUGUUCAGGAGAGGACCUGCUCGGUGUGGUCGCUGCUCAGACCAGCCAACCGCGCUCUGAGGAACAUGCUGUACUCCUCACACUCCGAGAUUGUUCUCCACCCAGUGUGUCAUGUGCGCAAUCUGAUGCUGUGGACGGCUGUGUACCUGCCCAGCUCUUCCCCCACCACCCCUUCCGAUGAUUCCUGUGCCCCCUACCCUGGGCCCGGUGUCAACCCAGAGGAUGCGCCCCUGGGCAGACGUACGAAGACUCGCUCCUUUGACAACUUGCCCAGUGCAUGUGAGCUGGGAAGCUCACUGGCUCCAAACCGUCGCUCCAGUGACCCAAGUCUGAAUGAGAAGUGGCAGGACCACCGGCGCUCCCUGGAGCUCAACGUGGCAGCGGGGCCUGAGGGAGGGGGGUACCAGGAUCAGGAGGUGCGGCCUAAUGGAGUUUUGGUUUACGCAGAUGGCAUGGACUCUGAGCUGGAUGACAGCCCACAGCCCCAGGACUUACAAACUGAGCUUGGGCGGGGAGCCUCUGUGAAUCCGGCAUCAGUUGGUGAGGAAGCAGAGGAGGCUGAGCUUUCUGUGGCAGUAGGUGUGGCCGAGGGCCAAAUGGAGAACAUUCUCCAGGAAGCCACAAAGGAGGAGGCAGGAGCAGAUCAGAAAGAGGGAAGUACUGCUGUCAGUCAUGUCUUUAACAAUGUUGACAUAGAGCUGAAGCAACAAGCAAAAGUUGGGGAGGAGGAUCAGUGUGUGAAGGUCAAUGGGACUGAGAUGCACAGAGAAGCAUUUGUUAAUGGUCACCAUCUGGAAAAUGGUGUAAUGGAAUCUGAGGAGGAUGGGAAGUCGCCAGCUCAGGCCAAACAAAAGGCAGAGGAGCUGGAUCAACAGGCAGCUGAGGUGACUCAGACACCAGAGAAUCUGGUGAAGCAGGAUGUUGAAAACGCUUCUGUACAAGAGCUACUUGCACUUGGAGCCAGUGAGCCACAGCAGCCUGCAGCCCAUAGAACUCUAACUAAUGGCUUUGUGGACAUGUCAUCUGAAGAGCCAGGUGUGGAUCAGGAGACCCGCCGUGACUCUGAAUCUGACCGCUGUGUCUCUGAGCUGGUGGAGCUAGUGGAUAAGAGGGCCUCCCUGAUGGAAAGCUCCACAGAGACUUUAACUGAAGAGGCCUGCAGCAGGUUGGAGCUACCAGCACAGCCUCCUGUUUGCCUCAGUUGUCAGCCCUGUAGUGACGGCAGGAGCGAGCUGCCCUUCUCCAGGAAAGAGAGAGGACUGGAGACAGGCGAACUCGGCUUUAUCAGAACUUUAAAUGGGGGCACCAAGCGACCCUCUGUCAGUGCCUUUCAGUCUGCCAGUGCUGACCUCAGCAGGGACGGACUUUGUAACGGUGAAAGCUCCUAUGGUGAGCCCUGUGGGGGUCCACACUGUGUCAAAGGGAAUGGGGAGCGGGCCCCUCUGAGUCGACAGGUGUCUCUAGCGAGCUGUAACUCCCUAGUCCUCCCCCAGCGGGGCAGCUGCUCCCAUUACCGCUGGUGCCUUGCCUCACUGGGCCGGGCCGCCAACAGCCCGGAGCAGCCGUCCCGCAGCCACCUGGACGAUGAUGGACUGACGCUGCACACAGACGCCAUCCAGCAGAGGCUGAGGCAGAUCGAGGCAGGGCAUCAGAUGGAAGUGGAGACUCUGAAGAAGCAGGUGCAGGAGCUCUGGUGCCGCCUGGAGAAUCAGCAGCACAUCAACUCACAUAGGAUCAACGGAGACAUGGGAGAUGAAGUGACCUCGAUGACAGAUUCAGAGUACAACCUAGACCCCAACUGUUUGUCACGCUGCAGCACAGAGCUCUUUUCUGAGACCAGCUGGGAGCAGGUGAACACACAGGACAUGGAGGUCACUCGCUGGUACCCUGAUCACUUGGCAGCCCAGUGUUACGGCUGUGAGAGCAUGUUCUGGCUCGCCACCAGGAAGCAUCACUGCAGUGGCAGGGAACCUGUCCAGGAGGUCUGGAACUGCGGUAAUGUGUUCUGCGCCAGCUGUUGCAACCAGAAGAUACCAGUGCCAAGCCAGCAGCUGUUCGAGCCCACACGCGUCUGUAAGACCUGCUACAGCAGCCUCCGGCUCAGCUUGGCUCCCCUGGACCUGGAGCUGGAGAAACCCAUCACAGCCAGCUCCAACUGAGGCCCAGAGGAGGCGGACAAGAGGGGGAAUCAAGCCGAGCUGCCAGCCGCAGGCACACUGCUGAAGAAGAGCACAGGAGCUACUUUGUGUGUGUGUGUGCGUGCGUGUGCGUGCGUGCGUG
This is a messenger RNA of Monopterus albus (swamp eel), 4726 nucleotides long. It is a transcript of the gene mtmr3, whose product is annotated as myotubularin related protein 3. NCBI's taxonomy places the organism in Eukaryota, Metazoa, Chordata, Actinopteri, Synbranchiformes, Synbranchidae. Gene Ontology annotation, molecular function: phosphatidylinositol-3,5-bisphosphate 3-phosphatase activity; protein phosphatase binding; phosphatidylinositol-3-phosphate phosphatase activity. The record is from RefSeq and is a predicted model, not a curated record. Gene Ontology annotation, biological process: phosphatidylinositol dephosphorylation; regulation of autophagy. Gene Ontology annotation, cellular component: membrane; cytoplasm. The transcript is spliced from 21 exons. Bases 880 to 4605 code for a protein of 1241 amino acids.